AUGGCUGCCAAUGACAAGGACCUAGCGUCAUCGUCCUUGGUGCCAGCCCCCGAUGAUGACUACAUCGAUUGGGACCUCUUGAUGGUGGAUACAGAGGAGGAGUAUGAGAUAGAGAAAGAGAUUGCCAACGACGAGGUGAUCACUCAUGCUGUCCAUGAGGAGGAACUCAUCAGCCAAGCCGAGGGAACAACAGAGGACAUCGUUAGUGACGAGGCCAUCGCACACCUCUUGGCGGAGGAGCUGGAGAUGGGCAGCGACUCUGAGAUCGAUGACGGCGAGGAGGAGGAGGAGGAUGAGGAGAUGUGUGGUGACUCAGAUACCGAUGACGACGACAAGGAGGAGGAGGAGAUGGGCGGUGACUCUGAUGUGGCCGACGAGGAUAGGAGGAGGAGGAGGAGGAGAUGUGCGACUCCGACAUGA
Molecule: messenger RNA, 420 nt
Organism: Phragmites australis (common reed)
Lineage: Eukaryota; Viridiplantae; Streptophyta; Magnoliopsida; Poales; Poaceae
Exons: 1
Coding region: 1-420 (139 amino acids)
Source: RefSeq, a predicted model, not a curated record